Molecule: messenger RNA, 1195 nt
Organism: Acyrthosiphon pisum (pea aphid)
Lineage: Eukaryota; Metazoa; Arthropoda; Insecta; Hemiptera; Aphididae
Exons: 6
Coding region: 827-1195 (122 amino acids)
Source: RefSeq, a predicted model, not a curated record
UAUUGUGGUGGAGUGGUGAAGGGGGUAAUUGAGAGGCGGUCGUCUCUGAGUUUCUUAUGUGAUUGAGUGUUGGGCUAUAAUUUAGUGGCAACUAUGAGUCUGUUAGUUGCAAAUAAUAUGAAUGUACCUAUAGGUAGGGGGUAAUGUAUAAAACAUAGCUCUAUCAUACGUUCGAUUACAAAGCAUAACAUUUUUUUAUUUAAUUUUUUUUUUUGCCAAAAUACACUGCUCCAAGCCGAUCUGUAUAUAUUUUUAUGAUAUUUUCAUAUCUACUCUGCGAUUGAGUGAUGUGAGAUAGCGUGCGCGUGCUCAUUAAGUACAUCGUUUUCGGAGAUAUAAUGUAGAUGGGUUACGAGGUACAACAUACCGAGGAUUGAUAAGUCAUUACACGGUGGGGUGUGGCGGAGAGCGACAAGUAACGUCUAAGAAUCGCUCAGUUUAGGAGUCCAUGGGCUAAGUUUCAGAACUCUCCGUUUCAUACUACUUCCAUGUUACUUGUAUGCUUAAAUUCGAUGCCACUCGAAAUAUUAUAUUUAUUUGGCAGUAUAAACGUAUUUUUCAAAAUAAUAAUAUGUUAGCAACAUAUUAUGCAGUUUUGUGAUUUUUGCACCAUUGUUCCGUGCCUAAUAUGUAAACAAAAAAAGAUUAUUUACUAAUAGGUAUUUGCCCAAAUGGUUUAUUGAGUUGCUCUGGAUACUCGUAUUUUGUUUUGUAUUUACAGUUACCUUUUAAAUACCGUUGUUGAACGACGUUUACUAUAAUUCUUACUUUAUUUUAUUCAAAGCCGUUAUCGUUAUUAAUUUAUAGUAGACACAUAACUUCAAACAUGGUUAAUAAUAUGUUAGCUUUUUAUUUUAUGUUUUAUUUUAUUGCAUGUACUUUUGCGGAUCCUGCUGAGAAACUGGCAAAAUAUCGUUCUGAGGAACUAGCAAAAUGUCGUUUUCAAAUGUUGAAAGCUGAUCUGUUGCAUGAAAAGGACUCUAAAUACUACGCUCAAGAUGGUUGGAAUAUAACUAUAAAUAGUAUUUUAGAUGACUUAGUAACUUUAAGAACAUCAAUCAUUAAUGAGGUAACAAAGAUCGCUGAGACACUAUUAAAAGUAAGUCGAAAUAUGGGUAUAAUAGUUAAGGAAGCUAAAACAAAAUACAUGGCUAUGUCAAGUCCAUUCGCCAAUGUCUUAGCAGCAAAACAUUAG